Penicillium digitatum Pd1 is the source of this 1479-nucleotide messenger RNA. RefSeq names its product Zn(II)2Cys6 transcription factor. Gene Ontology annotation, molecular function: DNA binding; DNA-binding transcription factor activity, RNA polymerase II-specific; zinc ion binding. Gene Ontology annotation, biological process: DNA-templated transcription; regulation of DNA-templated transcription. Lineage: Eukaryota; Fungi; Ascomycota; Eurotiomycetes; Eurotiales; Aspergillaceae. The record is from RefSeq and is a predicted model, not a curated record.
AUGCUCUCGGGAAAUGCUCCUGUUCAGCAAACUGUGGAACCAGCAAGCGAACUGUCGCUCUAUGACGAGCGCUUGCCUCGCUUGUACUAUGAAAAUUUCCACGUCGCCCAUCCGAUCUUGGUGCCCAGCUCCUUGUAUCACGACCAAAAUUACCCUCAGUUCUUACAGCUAGUUGUACAUUUUGUGGGGUCCCAUCACAUUGCCUCUGUUUCAAGCCAGCCGUAUAAGGACCAAGUCGUUGCUGAGCUGAAGACAAAUUCUGAUCGAUCGGCUUCCAUGGUUCAGGCUUGGCUACUAUAUUCCAUUGCGCUGUACGCCCGCGAUGAAUGGACUGAGGCCCAAGAUGCCCUCUCUCGUAGCAUUGAUAUUGCUUUGGAGCUUGGCAUGAACCGUUGGUCUUUCGCUUCAUCCACCAACCCCGAAAGAUCUCUUGAAGCCGAAAGCAUGAGACGAACAUGGUGGGAACUGUAUGUCACCGACAUCUUCAUGGCAGUCCCGCUUAAGACCACCACAUUUCGAUGUAGCACCGUGUCACCGGAGGUGGCCUUGCCCUGCGAAGAGUCAACUUAUAAUUGUGCGGGUGAUAUCUCGAAACCACGUAUGAUGAUCGAGUUUAAGCGGAGGAUACUCGCGGCAGAGGAUACUGUUUUUUCAUCCUUCAGCUACCGCAUCGAGGCUACGACCAUCUUAUGCCGGGUUCUUGUCUUGAAUCGACUACGUGAUUGUCACCGCGAUCAUCUCCAAGCUGUCGAAAAUGCACUAGUGAGCUGGAUCAACCACCUACCGUCCAAAAAGCUCGACAUUGUUGAUUCAUACGGCAAUGUUGACGAGAUGAUGUUUCAAGCGCAUUUGACAAUAGCCUAUGCCGCCAUGCUCCUACACUUACCCCGAAGCGACCUUCCAUCUGUGUUGUCCCAGUCCCAACCAGAUGAUCGCUUCUGGCCUGGUCUGACUGGCCAGCUCUCAUCAACCUUCACCCGUCUAGUCCACAGCAUAAAAGCAACCGAGGCUUCAAGGCGUAUCUCAGACUCCAUAUCUGUUUGUCCAAAUGUGUCGAAGCACACUCCCUUCAUCGUCCCCGCCUUGACCCUCUGCGGACUCAUCCAGCUCGCCACGUCCACUAGUCAUUCCGAGGAGUGUUUCGACCAUCACUGCAACCGUGUCACACUCAUUCUAGGAUGCCUCAAGAGCACCCAGCGGACAUGGAAACUGGCCGAGUCCCUAUACCAUGCUCUUCGGUCUUCUGCAGCAGAAGUUCUGUCGGAUUCGAUGGAAAAAUGGAAUGCCGAACCACUACAGCGAUUCACCUCGGCAGCCACAAUGCCUAACGACCAAGAAGGACAUAGCUCCAAUGCCAAUCCCGCCCCAGUCAUGCCAGACGGCCAUGAUUUGCCGCCGGAAUUUUCCCCGCAAUUUAUCGACCCAACUUGCUACAACGCUUCGUUUUUCAGUGCUAUUCCUGACUUUGAUAUGCAUUAG